AUGAAGUUCGCAUCAAUCGUUGUUCUAGCAUUGCCUGCUGUGGCGCUCGCUCAGACGUCUUCUCCAGCUAGCACCGAUAUCCCCACACCUACAGGGCCCCCGGAUUUAUCAGUCUGCAAAAAGCAAGCUGAUACCUAUGCCGAUGCUUGUCCCAAGUGCAAUCCCAAGUGUGUCGGCUCAUCCGCUUAUGAGAAUUGUCUCUACAGCAUAUUCUCAACAAUCAACUAUAUCCAGUCCCAAUGCUGGCAACAUGGUGGGAGAAGCUGCAGGGAAGAUGCCAUUAACCAAGUUUGCGGCUGA
This is a messenger RNA of Daldinia caldariorum, 300 nucleotides long. RefSeq lists its product as uncharacterized. Bases 1 to 300 code for a protein of 99 amino acids. The record is from RefSeq and is a predicted model, not a curated record. NCBI's taxonomy places the organism in Eukaryota, Fungi, Ascomycota, Sordariomycetes, Xylariales, Hypoxylaceae. The transcript has 2 exons.